CCCAAGCCGACGCCGUCUUUCUGUUACCUCCAACGAACAACUGCCGGAGACCCACCUCCUCGUUCCCCUAUAAAGCUUCUCCCAGCAGCCACCAUGCUCUCCCCACCAUCUCUCAACUCAGCGUAAACAGAAUGGCCGCCAAAGGCUUCCUGUUCUUGUCGCUGAUGAGCCUCAGCUUGCUCCAUUCCCCUUCUCCGGCCUCCGCCUUCAACUAUGCCGACGCUCUCGCCAAGUCUAUCCUCUUCUUUGAGGGCCAGCGCUCCGGGAAGCUCCCCGCUAACCAGCGCGUCACAUGGCGCGGCGACUCCGGCCUCUCUGACGGCUCCUCUUGCAAUGUGGAUCUGGUCGGCGGCUACUACGACGCCGGGGACAACGUCAAGUUCGGCCUCCCGAUGGCCUUCACGACGACGAUGCUGGCGUGGAGCAUCAUCGAGUUCGGUGGGCUGAUGCAUGGUGAGCUCGGAAACGCCAAGGCCGCGCUCCGCUGGGGCACGGACUACCUCCUCAAGGCCGCCACCGCCGCCCCCGACGCUUUAUACGUUCAGGUGGCGGACCCGAACCAGGAUCACCGAUGCUGGGAGAGACCGGAAGACAUGGACACCCCCCGCAACGUUUACAAGGUGACGAGCCAAAACCCCGGCUCCGACGUCGCGGCCGAGACCGCCGCCGCGCUGGCGGCGGCUUCCAUUGUCUUCAAGGAUUCCGACCCAGCUUACUCUUCCAAGUUACUCCACACUGCCACCCAAGUUUUCGAUUUCGCUAACCGGUACAGAGGUUCAUACAGCGAUUCACUGAGCUCGGUGGCGUGCCCAUUUUACUGCUCCUACUCUGGUUAUAACGACGAACUUCUAUGGGGAGCUUCCUGGCUUCACCAGGCGUCGCAGGACGUCUCCUUCAUGUCGUACAUCGAGUCCAACGGCCACACUCUGGGAGCAGAAGACGAUGACUACUCCUUCAGCUGGGACGACAAGCGCGUGGGCACCAAAAUUCUCCUUUCCAAGGGAUUCUUGCAGAACGGGAUUGAAGUGCUGCAGUUGUACAAAGCGCAUUCGGACAACUACAUCUGCUCACUGGUGCCAGGAACGAGCAGCUUCCAAGCCCAGUACACACCAGGGGGGCUCCUCUACAAGGAAAGCGGGAGCAACCUGCAGUACGUGACAUCCACCGCCUUCCUUCUUCUGACCUACGCCAAGUACCUCGACUCUAACGGGGGAUCGGUCUUAUGCGGCACGUCGAAGGUGGCCGCCGCCGACCUCGUCUCCGUAGCCAAGAAACAGGUCGAUUACAUACUGGGAAACAACCCGGCGAAGAUGUCGUACAUGGUGGGGUUCGGGAGCAGAUACCCGCAGCACGUCCACCACCGCGGCUCGUCGCUGCCGUCGGUGCGCGCCCACCCGGGCCGCAUCGCCUGCAGCGAGGGGUUCCAGUACCUGUAUUCGGGGUCGCCGAACCCGAACGUCCUCGUCGGCGCCGUCCUCGGCGGCCCGGACAGCCAGGACCACUUCGCGGACGACAGGAACAAUUACCAGCAAUCGGAGCCGGCGACUUAUAUCAAUGCACCGAUGGUGGGAGCUCUGGCCUUCUUCGCGGGGACGCCGAUGUAGUGGGCUUGGCCGUGGCGUGGCGGUGGAUAGUAUGCAGCAUGGUAGAGUGGGAUUUAGCAGUGUCAAGCUCCCCUGACCAUGCAACCAAAUUAGCUAUCUUGUCAUCUACAUAACCCAGAUGCUUGUACUAUGUUGUUAUCUUAUUAUGAUCACUGCAACUAACGACCCA
Messenger RNA from Musa acuminata AAA Group (dessert banana), 1773 nucleotides. RefSeq names its product endoglucanase 1. Gene Ontology annotation, biological process: carbohydrate metabolic process. The record is from RefSeq and is a predicted model, not a curated record. Lineage: Eukaryota; Viridiplantae; Streptophyta; Magnoliopsida; Zingiberales; Musaceae. Gene Ontology annotation, molecular function: hydrolase activity, hydrolyzing O-glycosyl compounds. The transcript is spliced from 8 exons. The coding region runs from base 132 to 1604 and encodes 490 amino acids.